AUGCGCAAUAUCACUGCAAUAACAGAAUUCAUCCUUAUGGGGUUCUCUGAUAUCCAUGAACUACAGACUCUAUGUGGAGUAUUAUUCCUAGUGAUGUACGUGGUAGCCCUAGUAAGUAACCUGAUCAUCAUCACUCUCAUCUCCCUUGACCUGCAGCUUCAAACACCCAUGUACUUCUUCCUGAAGAAUUUGUCCUUGUUGGAUGCCUUUUUUGUGUCUGUUCCAAUUCCAAAGUUCUUUGUCAGUAACCUAACUCACAACAGUUCCAUUUCCAUUAAUGGAUGUGCCUUCCAAGUGUUUUUAAUGACUUCGUUUGCAGCAGAAGUCUUUAUCCUGACAGGUAUGUCCUAUGACCGCUAUGUGGCCAUUUGCAGUCCCUUACACUAUCCAACCAUAAUGAGUAGUGGUAUGUGUGUGCUUAUGACAGCUGUUUCCUGGGCUACUGGAGUAAUAGUUGGAGCCAUAUAUACAGCGGGCACAUUUUCCAUGCCUUUCUGUGGCUCCAAUGUGAUCCCACAGAUUUUUUGUGAUAUUCCCUCCUUGCUAAGGAUCUCAUGCUCUAAAACACUUGCGGCCAUUUAUUCAAGUCUUGGAAUUGGAGUUUGUGUAGGCUUGUUUUGUUUCAUCUGUGUGGUGAUCUCUUACUUUUACAUUUUCUCCACUGUGCUUAAGAUUCCUACGACUGAAGGGAAGUCCAAAGCAUUUGCCACGUGCAUCCCCCACCUCACUGUGUUCACUGUUUUCCUUGCCACUGCUUGCUUUGUCUAUGUGAAGCCACCCUCAAGUGUCCCAUCAAUUACAGAUAGGAUUUUUUCUGUGCUCUACUCUGUGUUACCUCCAACACUUAAUCCUGUGAUUUACAGCCUGAGGAACACGGGUGUCAAGUGUGCUCUGAGAAGAUGGCAGCAAAAUCUCUGCCCAAGGGGUUCACUUCAUGUCACAUUUUAA
This is a messenger RNA of Alexandromys fortis (reed vole), 948 nucleotides long. Its product is annotated as olfactory receptor 14A2-like. Gene Ontology annotation, cellular component: membrane. Gene Ontology annotation, molecular function: olfactory receptor activity; G protein-coupled receptor activity; odorant binding. The transcript has a single exon. Bases 1 to 948 code for a protein of 315 amino acids. The record is from RefSeq and is a predicted model, not a curated record. Gene Ontology annotation, biological process: G protein-coupled receptor signaling pathway. Lineage: Eukaryota; Metazoa; Chordata; Mammalia; Rodentia; Cricetidae.